GGCGGCGGCGGCGGCGGCGGCGGCGGCGCAAGAUGGCGGCGGAGCGGGGGGAGGCGGCGGCGGCAGGCGGCGGGGCCGGCCCCGGGCCCGGGGCGGGCGGGGAGAUGCCCCCGUACGCGGGCUGGGCCCCGGCCGAGCUGCAGGCCACGCUGGCGGGCAUCGGCGCCCCCAGCCAGGGCACCCGGGAGGAGCUGGUGGAACGACUGCAGGCUUACACCAUGCAGACGGGGAUCGUCCUGAGCCGCCCCGUGCUGCGCCCCGAGGAGGGGGACAAGGCUGCCCAGCCCCCGCUGCCGGCACAGCUGCCCAGCCUGCCCCUGCAGCACCCGUUGGUGCCCCCUCCCCCGCCGGGAAUGGGGCUGAGCUACGGGCUGGGGGUGCCCCCCCCGCCGCCCCCCCCCGGGCUGCGGGGGCCGGGGGCCGAGGGGCUGUCGGAGGAGGAGCGGCUGACGCUGGCCCAGCAGCAGGCGGCCCUGCUGCUGCAGGAGGAGCGGGCCCAGCAGGGCCAGCACCCGUUUGGGGACAAGGCCAAGGAGCAGGAGCUGCUGGAGCAGCAGAAGCGGGCGGCGGUGCUGCUGGAGCAGGAGCGGCAGCAGGAGAUGGCCAAGAUGGCACCCGCUGUGCCCCGGCCCCCUCCGGACGUGGCACCCAUGGGUGCCCGGGCCCCCCUGCCCCCCCGAGGCAGCACCCCCAUGGGUGCCCCCAUGCCCGGGGUGCCCAUGGGUGCCCCCCGCCCCCGUGGGCCCCCGCCGCCCCCCGGGGAGGAGAGCCGAGAGCCGGACGACCCGACCGUGGGUCCCAAGAUCCCGCAGGCGCUGGAGAAGAUCCUGCAGCUGAAGGAGAUCCGGCAGGAGGAGCUGAUCACCGUGCCGGGGCUCUCGGCCGAGGACGAGAUGGAGACGGAGCCGCGGGCGUCGGCGUCGGCCUCGGAGGCGGAGGAGGACGCGGGGCUCUCCAAAAAGGAGCGCAACCGCAAGCGCCGCAACCGCAAGAAGAAGAAGCGGGGGCGGGCACGGGAAGGGCCCCCCCCCCCAGCCCGGGGGGACCCCGAGACCCCGGGGGACGCCCCCCCCGUGGAGAUCGAGUACAUCACCGAGGAGCCCGAGAUCUACGACCCCAACUUCGUGUUUUUUAAGAGGAUUUUUGAGGCUUUUAAGCUGACAGACGACGUGAAGAAGGACAAAGAGAAGGAGCCGGACAAGACGGACAGGCCCGAGAGCGCCGCCGUCCCCAAGAAGAAGGGCUUCGAGGACGGGCACAAGGGCAGCGAGGACGACAGCUCCGAGGACGAGCAGGAGAAGAAGCCGGAGGUGCCCAAGCUCUCCAAGAAGAAGCUGCGGCGCAUGAACCGCUUCACCGUGGCCGAGCUGAAGCAGCUGGUGGCGCGCCCGGACGUGGUGGAGAUGCACGACGUGACGGCGCAGGACCCCAAGCUGCUGGUGCACCUCAAGGCCACCCGCAACUCGGUGCCGGUGCCGCGGCACUGGUGCUUCAAGCGCAAGUACCUGCAGGGCAAGAGGGGCAUCGAGAAGCCCCCCUUCGAGCUCCCCGACUUCAUCAAGCGCACGGGCAUCCAGGAGAUGCGCGAGGCGCUGCAGGAGAAGGAGGAGCAGAAGACGAUGAAGUCGAAGAUGCGGGAGAAAGUUCGCCCCAAAAUGGGCAAAAUCGACAUCGAUUACCAAAAACUGCACGACGCCUUCUUCAAGUGGCAGACGAAGCCCAAGCUCACCAUCCACGGCGACCUCUACUACGAGGGGAAGGAGUUUGAGACGCGGCUGAAGGAGAAGAAACCAGGCGACCUCUCGGACGAGCUGCGCAUCGCCCUGGGCAUGCCCGUGGGGCCGAACGCGCACAAGGUGCCCCCGCCCUGGCUGAUCGCCAUGCAGCGCUACGGCCCCCCCCCCUCCUACCCCAACCUCAAGAUCCCGGGGCUCAACUCCCCCAUCCCCGAGGGCUGCUCCUUCGGGUACCACGCCGGGGGCUGGGGGAAGCCGCCCGUGGACGAGACGGGGAAGCCGCUCUACGGGGACGUCUUCGGCACCAACGCUGCCGAGUUCCAGACCAAGGAGGAAGAGGAGGAGAUAAUCGACCGGACGCCCUGGGGGGAGCUGGAGCCCUCGGACGAGGAGUCCUCGGAGGAGGAGGAGGAGGAGGAGAGCGACGAGGAGAAGCCGGACGAGACGGGGUUCAUCACCCCCGCGGACAGCGGCCUCAUCACGCCCGGGGGCUUCUCCUCGGUGCCGGCGGGGAUGGAGACCCCCGAGCUCAUCGAGCUGAGGAAGAAGAAGAUCGAGGAGGCCAUGGAUGGCAGCGAGACCCCCCAGCUCUUCACGGUGGUCCCCGAGAAGCGCACGGCCACCGUGGGCACCGCCAUGAUGGGCUCCACCCACAUCUACGACAUGUCGGCGGUGAUGGGGCGGAAGGGGCCGGUGCCCGAGGCGCAGGGCGUGGAGGUGGCCCUGGCCCCCGAGGAGCUGGAGCUGGACCCCACGGCCAUGACGCAGAAGUACGAGGAGCACGUGCGGGAGCAGCAGGCCCAGGUCGAGAAGGAGGAUUUCAGCGACAUGGUGGCCGAGCACGCGGCCAAGCAGAAGCAGAAGAAGCGGAAGGCGCAGCCCCAGGACGCCCGCGGCGGCGGCAAGAAAUACAAGGAGUUCAAGUUCUGAGGCGCCGGCGGGACGCGCGUCACCCCCCCGGGACCCCCCCCCGGCACCGCGCGGCACCCGUGGGUGCUGGGUGACGCCCCCCGAGCUCCGGCAGCGCCCGCGGCCCCCCCUUCGCUUUCCUGCCCCCCCUCGUUUUGUAAAUAAAAGGGUGGGGGGCCCCAAUGCCCCCCCUCGGCCUC
Molecule: messenger RNA, 2845 nt
Organism: Phalacrocorax carbo (great cormorant)
Lineage: Eukaryota; Metazoa; Chordata; Aves; Suliformes; Phalacrocoracidae
Source: RefSeq, a predicted model, not a curated record